This is a messenger RNA of Pseudogymnoascus destructans, 360 nucleotides long. RefSeq lists its product as uncharacterized. The transcript has a single exon. Lineage: Eukaryota; Fungi; Ascomycota; Leotiomycetes; Thelebolales; Thelebolaceae. The record is from RefSeq and is a predicted model, not a curated record. Bases 1 to 360 code for a protein of 119 amino acids.
AUGUCCAAAGCCGUGGGAGCCUUCGUCCAAAAGGCUCAAGCUCUCAAGAAUGCUCCUGCAAAAUUCUCGGCUUCAGCCGUGGAAGGGAACCGCAUCAUUCCAUCCAAAACCAAGGACGCUGACUUCCAGCUCCGCAUCGAUGCGGGCCGUUACGAUGCAUCGACAAAGCAUCUCAAUGUUGUGUUACAGGUCAACUCGCAGGCUAAAAGUCCAGCACUAAAGAAAUGGAUCAAGGAAAAUUCAACCCACGGAAAGCUUGCCACUGCGUCGUUCGAUACUGCUGCGAAGGACCAAAAUGCAGAGUUUGAUAGGGUGUUACAAGAGCUAAAGGAUAAUGCGAAGGAGAAUCUUGGAUCUUGA